Molecule: messenger RNA, 1221 nt
Organism: Nycticebus coucang (slow loris)
Lineage: Eukaryota; Metazoa; Chordata; Mammalia; Primates; Lorisidae
Product: UDP-xylose and UDP-N-acetylglucosamine transporter-like
Exons: 1
Coding region: 189-1181 (330 amino acids)
Biological process (GO): transmembrane transport
Cellular component (GO): endoplasmic reticulum membrane; Golgi membrane
Molecular function (GO): UDP-xylose transmembrane transporter activity; UDP-N-acetylglucosamine transmembrane transporter activity
Source: RefSeq, a predicted model, not a curated record
AGCUCCUCAGCCUGCAGCGUCUGUGGCGGCCCGGGGGAAAGGGAGACUGCUGCGGUCCCCCGGGAGAGUGGUGCUCCUGGACGGUGAGAUGCUCUGCGUCGCUAUGGGGGCAGCUGGCCGGCUUCCUAGAGUAGCAGUAUAGGCGGGCACUUCCUCUGCACGCUCCUUCCCCUUCCCCUGCUCCAGCCAUGUGUCCUGCCUUCGAGGUGGGCCUGGUAUUUGCAGGCUGCUGCAGUAACGUGUUCUUCCUAGAGCUCCUGGCCCGGAAGCACCCAGGAUGUGGGAACAUCGUGACAUUUGCACAGUUUUUAUUCAUUGCUGUGGAAGGCUUCCUCUUUGAAGCUGAUUUAGGAAGGAAGCCACCAGCUAUCCCCAUAAGGAACUAUGUGAUAAUGGUAACCAUGUUCUUCACCGUCAGCGUGAACAACUAUGCCCUGAAUCUCAACAUUGCCAUGCCUCUGCAUAUGAUAUUCAGAUGUGGUUCUCUAAUUGCUAACAUGAUUCUAGGAAUUAUCAUCUUGAAGAAAAGAUACAGUAUAUUCAAAUACACCUCCAUUGCCCUGGUGUCUGUGGGGAUAUUUAUUUGCACUUUCAUGUCAGCAAAACAGGUGACUUCCCAGUCCAGCUCAAGUGAGAAUGAUGGAUUCCAGGCAUUUGCGUGGUGGUUACUAGGUACUGGAGCACUGACUUUUGCUCUUCUGAUGUCAGCAAGGAUGGGUAUAUUCCAAGAGACUCUAUACAAACAAUCUGGGAAACAUUCCAAGGAGGCUUUGUUUUAUAAUCAUGCCCUUCCACUUCCUGGCUUCAUCUUCUUGGCUUCUGAUAUUUUUGACCAUGCAGUUCUAUUCAAUAAGUCUGAGUUAUACCAAGUUCCAGUCCUUGGUAUGACAAUGCCCAUCAUGUGGUUCUACCUCCUCAUGAACGUCAUCACUCAGUACGUCUGCAUCUGGGGCUUGUUCAUCCUCACCACCGAGUGUGCCUCCCUCACCGUCACGCUCGUGGUGACCCUGCGCAAGUUUGUGAGCCUCAUCUUCUCCAUCCUGUACUUCCAGAACCCUUUCACUCUGUGGCACUGGCUGGGCACUUUGUUUGUCUUUAUUGGGACCUUAAUGUACACAGAGGUGUGGAACAACCUGGGGACCACAAAACGUCAGCCUCAGAAAGAUGACAAGCAGAACUGAGGUCUGCCUGCAAGAGAGAGCAGUGCUGCAGGGAGGGAGG